This is a messenger RNA of Phaedon cochleariae (mustard beetle), 3400 nucleotides long. Lineage: Eukaryota; Metazoa; Arthropoda; Insecta; Coleoptera; Chrysomelidae. The record is from the annotation of a GenBank genome assembly.
AUGAGAACAUCUGUAUUUCCUGAGGGCUUGGAAUCACUGCUCCAAAAAUCGUCAGAUGGACAGAUUGUACUGCUCAAUAGAAACAAGCUGAAUAAUGACCAUAGGCAAAAAUUAUCAAAGAUAAUUAUUGGUGGACUUAUCUCUUUGCAUGGUAUUGACACUCAAAUCGGCAAACAAACAAAAAAAGUUGAACUCAGAGAGAAUUUAGAUCCAGUAAAAACUGAUGAACAAAAAACAUAUUUAGACUUCCUUAAGGUAGCUACUGAACCAUACGCUAAAAUUUUAGAAGCUUGGGAGGAGACUUUCAAAAUCAGGAGAAAAGAGUACAUGCAUGUUGGACUGAAUAAAAUAUUUGAAGACUUUCCAUGCUUGAAAUUAAAUAGUGGCAUUGAACUGAUUGAAACUGAUUUUAAUAAGAAGUUUCCCCAAAAAAUUGACUUAAUAUAUAAUACUUUACCAAAAGUGAUUGAGGCAAUAAAUAAGGAAGUAAAAGAGAAAAAGAUUAACGUAUUGGAAGGUGUGCAGUGUACUGAUGACAUUUUGCAUGGAUUACUGGCAUUGCCAUAUCUGUUUGCACCAAUUACACUCAAAAAGUCCCGAAAAUGUGGAACCUGGCGACCCACAAGGAGUGAAAUUGUAAAUAGUUUAUUUGUUUACAUCCAGAAUUUUGAUGAGAUUGAAUUAAUAUAUUCAAGAAGAAAGAAGAAGCUGGAAGAGUUCGACAUCACCCUUCAACCAUUUGUUGUUGUAACUGGUGAGUUCAGAAAUCUACAAUACUACAUCAUAAUAGACAAUGAAAUAAGAUACAAACUAAAUAGUUGUAUUAGGGCUCUCGAACUGGUAUUCAAAUUAUUUCAUUCAUUGGAUGUUGAAUACCCAUCAGAAUCUGAACACAUAUGGUUGUUCAUUGGAGAAAUGAUAUUUAAUAUGUGCCCAAGCAAAAAAAACUCUUGCACUGCUUCUGUAGUUGCAGAUAUAAAAUAUCAGCUAAACGUCAGUGUUCCAUCUGAUGGGUAAUCCCUGACUUCAAAACAGUUUGUGUAUGUCGUGUAUGUACCUAUUAAUAUUAGCAUUCUUCUGGUUAUAAAAAAAUAGAUGAACUUGAAUAAUGAAUUGUUAUUUAUGUAAAACAUCUUAUUUUAAGAUAAACUCGUUGAUUAAUCAUUUGAAAAUUAUUCAUCAAUUGCAUGACAGUAGCACUUUUCUGUGUGGGCAGCCAACUUGUCACAGGAGUUUUCCUUCCGUGAAUUCAUUUCGUAAGCAUUUGAAGUGACAUGAAUGUAGGCCUACAUUGUCUAUAUCAGUUUCUGAAGAUUUGUUAGGUGGUAAACAUAAUAUCAUUUUGGAAGAGCCUUCAAAUAUUGAUAGCCUCCCUGUAACAUCUAUUCGUCCCAAUAGUGAUUCUCAUGAGAAACAAGAUCCCUUCUUGAAGUUCAAAGAACAUUUGACUCUCAAUAACGUUCUGUUUUUGAGUAGAUUGUACUCAGAGUCUACUAUUAGACGAAAAGAUAUUCAAAUGAUUGUGGGUGAAGUUAAAAAUCUUAUUAGUUCACCUUUUACUUAUUUCAAAAGUUAUUUACUUAAUGAUUUGACAACACUUACCCAAAAAGAGAGAUAUCAGAUCGGGAACUUUUUUAAUCAAUUUGACAGUAUUUUUGAUAGUUUUGAAAGUGAAUAUUUGGGAUUUCAAUUCUUGGAAAGAAAAGGAUUAUAUAUUCCUCCAAUGCAAUUUGUUGUUGGACAGCGAUUAGAAAAACGUAGUGGGCUUCCACCUUUUGUAAAAAAUUAUACUGCUCAAUUCAUACCUAUGUCAUCUGUUUUGAAAAAGUUUUUUGAAAUACCUAAUGUGUUAAAUGACACUUUGAAAUACUGUGAAAAAUUAAAAGACGAAAAAAACACUUGCAACAUCAUUCAGUCAGAGUACUGGAAAGAAAAAUGUUCUCAUUUUGAUAAGGAUGCCAUUGUGUUUCCUUUAUUUGUUUAUUAUGAUGACUACGAGAGUGGUAACCCAUUGGGGUCUCAUGCAGGAAUACAUAAAAUUGGGGCAGUUUAUUAUUCUGUGCCUUGUUUGCCACCCCAAUUUCAAGCAAGACUGAAUAAUAUUUUCAUUGUCAUGCUUUUUCAUUCAAGUGACUUAAAGGAUUUUGGUGAAGCAAUAAUUUUUUCUAAAUUCAUUGAAGAGGUCAAUGAACUGAAACAAAAUGGAAUAUUGAUGAAAACAGCAUCUAGUGAAAUUCGAAUUUUUUUCUGUCUUGCUUUAUUUUUAGGGGAUAAUCUGGGUUUGAAUACUUUAUUGGGAUUUCAAGAAAGUUUCAGUGCUAAUUCUUUUUGUAGAUUUUGUAAAUGUUUACGACCAGUAACUCAAGAACAAUCUUUUCAGAUCGAUAGUAAAUUGAGGAAUAGGACUAAUUAUCAAGAGGACUUGAUAAUCAACAAUAGUUCUGUUACAGGUGUCAAACGCUCUUGUUCUUUGAACAACAUUCAAUUAUUUCAUGUCACAGAAAAUUACAGAGUCGAUAUUGCUCACGAUAUUUUUGAAGGCGUUGGUGUCCUAGUUAUGGGUCAUUUGCUUCAUCAAUUUAUUGUUGUUGACAGAUUUUUUCAGUUAGAAAUUUUAAAUAACAAAAUAAGAUUUUUUGAUUUCAGUAAUGAUUCUAAUAGACCUCCUAUUAUAACAUUUGAUAAUUUAAAAAAGAAAACGCUCAAAAUGUCUGCAUCUGAAAUGAGAACAUUUAUUCUAAAUGCUGGACUACUUUUUGGUUACUUGAUCCCUGAAGGCAACAAGUAUUGGAUAAUUUACAUACUGUUGAGGAAAAUUCUAAAAAUUGCAUUGAGUGACAGUGUCUCACCAAAUGCAAUAAAAGAGUUAGGGAGGUUGAUAUAUCAACAUCAUUCAUUGUUUAUCGAAUUAUUUAGACCUUUGACACCAAAAUGUCAUAUAAUUACGCAUUAUCCAUUUGUUAUGGAAAAAGUGGGGCCUUUGAAUUCUUUGAUGACUUUAAGAUUUGAAUCAAAACACCGUCUUUCCAAGUUAGCCGCCAAUGUUGUUUGCUCAAGAGUGAAUCUCACUAAAACGUUAGCCAUAAAACAUCAACUUCAACUAAUUUCCCGUUUUCUUAGCGAAGAGGGCUUUCAAAACCACCAAAUAAUAUGUUAUACUAAAAACAAAAAUAAACACAUCGAUUUGGUAUUGCCUCAUUUAAAUGAAAACUUAGAUCGAGAUUGUUAGUAAUCCUAUAUAUUGGAAGAUUUUCAAGGUACUGUAUCUGAAGCUUACAAAGUAGUAUUCAAUAAUAAAACAUUCAGAGAAAUAGUAUAUUAUUCAACGAGCGCAUAAUGAUGGCUAUUACCCACGAAGAUGAAAGUUGCAGUACGAGCCGAAGGCGAGUGCUGUAAUCAU